Messenger RNA from Dromiciops gliroides (monito del monte), 5066 nucleotides. It is a transcript of the gene BCL6, whose product is annotated as BCL6 transcription repressor. Gene Ontology annotation, biological process: regulation of transcription by RNA polymerase II. The record is from RefSeq and is a predicted model, not a curated record. Gene Ontology annotation, molecular function: DNA-binding transcription factor activity, RNA polymerase II-specific; RNA polymerase II cis-regulatory region sequence-specific DNA binding; protein binding. Gene Ontology annotation, cellular component: nucleus. The transcript is spliced from 10 exons. The coding region runs from base 1834 to 3963 and encodes 709 amino acids. Lineage: Eukaryota; Metazoa; Chordata; Mammalia; Microbiotheria; Microbiotheriidae.
AUGAGUUUGACUCUGUCUGUGGCCUCCUCCCUCUUUGCAAGAUUGCUGGGGAAGCCUCUUCCGGCAGGCAGCACCCCCCCCCUCCCCCUGGCUGGACCUGCCUUGGAAGCUUUGACUCAGGAAAGCUGAGUCUUGAGCAGCUGCUAAUCGAAGCUCACCUAUUACGGAGCUGCCUUAAGACUGGCGGUCCCUAACCUCUGUGUGUGUGUGUGUGUGUGUGUGUGUGUGUGUGUGUGUGUGUGUGUGUGUGUGUGUGUGUGUGUGUGUGUGUGUGCGCGCGCGCGCGCGCUCACUGCAGAACCGUAGUUGGGGAAUAUUUUCCAGUCUGGGAAACCCCCCUGAUGAGUUGCUUCUUAGAGAGAGGGGAGAGAGGGACACACAGAGAGACAGACAGACAGAGACACAGACAGAGACUGACUUCACCCGGGAAAGCUGGGCUUUGCCAUUUCAUAUAUACAGAGCCUAACCUGCUGCUUUGGGGUCUCCCACAGUUAGGAUAGAAAUCCUAUGAAUAGAUUCAAUGAGUAAGCAGAGCCCCAGAUUUAGGACUUGCUUGAUGCAUGCAUUUCUGUAGGAAACUGCUCUACUUCAGUCCAGACCUAGCUGCUGCCACCGCGGGAGGAGAUGGCGAGGAUGGGCAGAGGACACACAGAGCUGGGCAUGUAGCUACGGGGCUUUCAGGCAUCCAAAGCACUUUGCCCACGAGAUGCUUUUCUCUAGCUCACCUUUCUGGCCUCCCUUUCUCUCUCCCAAACCCCCUUCACCCACCUUUGAAACUGGGGGAGAGCACAGAGCUUUCUUUGGGGCACACAGAGAUACCAGGGUCUGAAGGCUCAAGGAAACCAGCUUGUUCUCUCCACUUUUCCCUUUGUCACUGGGGAAGAUGCCAAAUCAUUUGGGUUUUCUCUCACUGAUUUUAAAAAGCCUUCUAAUCCUGGUUUUGCCACUUACCAACUUCCUUUAGGCAAAGAGGGGAAGAGAUUGGAAUGUCAGCAUCUUUACCUAUAAAAUGGGGGAGAGGGUUGUGACCUUGGGCAAGUCAUUUAACUUCCUUAGGGCUCAUUUUCCUCAUCUAUGAAAUGAGGGGGUUGUACUGGGUGACCUCUGAGGUGCUUUGUAGCACCAGCUCUAUGAUCCCUUCCAGUUCUGAUGUUCUGUGACAUUUCAAAGAGGAAUUUAAUUAAACUGGCAUGUUGAAUAUCACCCCUAAGCCGACUUUAUUAAUCUAGACGGUUCUAGCACUUAGCUAAGGCACAGUAGGAACAUAUUUACUAGUUACUUCUUCCUUCCCUCAGUCUCCUGCUAUCUCUUUGAUUUGAAAAGGAACAAUUAUGUAGCUAGUGGGCACAGGAGAAAGCCUUCCUAAGCAGGAGGGGUCUCUUUUCUCCCCUAAUCCAACCCAGAGCUGAGCCAGUAGGUAACAACAAUUUACAAGACCGGAAGUCUACGAGCUAAUGCUUUGUAUGCAGGUGUUAAGCCAGGCUGGGAAGGGAAGGCCAGUUAUAUUAUGGGGCUGGAGAAUGAGUCUGGCCAUUCCCAUUUUGUUGCCAACCACAUCUAGCUGUCUGACUCUGAGUCCAGUCACCUCCCGCUUCUGGGCCUCUUGCCUCAUCUGCAAAGUGGACAUAUUCACGCUUGCCUUGCUCUACUUCACUUGAUUGGCCUAAGGAUCAGAUGCUAUUAGAAUUGUGAUGGUGCCGUCAAGCUGGACACUCUGCUUUCUGGUCCCUGUUUGAAAGUCACUCUCGGAUGCUGCCCAGUUCUGAGACCCUCAUUCAGUGGGGUUUUAAAAGAAGUCUUGAACUGUGAAUUGAGGCUUUGGGUGGAGACAAGAUGGCCUCACCAGCAGAUAGCUGUAUCCAGUUCACCCGCCAUGCCAGCGAUGUCCUCCUCAACUUGAAUCGCCUGCGGAGCCGAGAUAUCCUGACAGAUGUUGUCAUCGUGGUGAAUCGGGAACAGUUCCGAGCACACAAGACUGUUCUCAUGGCCUGCAGUGGCUUGUUCUACAGCAUCUUCACUGACCAGCUGAAAUGCAACCUAAAUGUGAUCAACCUCGACCCGGAAAUCAACCCCGAGGGCUUCUGCAUCCUUCUUGACUUCAUGUACACAUCCCGCUUGAACCUGCGCGAGGGGAACAUCAUGGCAGUGAUGGCCACAGCCAUGUAUCUGCAGAUGGAGCAUGUGGUGGACACCUGCCGGAAGUUCAUCAAGGCCAGUGAGGCGGAGAUAGUGUCUGCCGUAAAGCCUCCGAGGGACGAGUAUCUGGCCGGCCGGAUGCUGCUGCCCCCAGAAGUCAUGUAUCGGAGCCGCGAAAUGGCCGAUGGCAGCGGCCCCCUGCGCGGAGGUCCGCUCUGCGAUGGGCGAGGCUUCGCUCCCGGCCUCUACAACGGCUUGACCGCCUCACCGGCUUCCUACCCGGUGUACGGCCACCUCCCGGUGAACAGCUUCUUCGACGAGGAACUGAGGGAUGUCCGGAUGCCCAUGGCCGACCUGCCCAGGGCUAACCCCUACCCCAAGGAGCGCGUCCCCUCCUGCGACAACCCCCGGCCCCUGGCUGCCGAUUACAGCCGGGCCGUCAUGGAGGUCUCUGCCAACAUGUGCCACGCGAACAUCUACUCCCCUAAAGAAACUGCUCCCGAGGAGGUCCGCAGUGAGGUGCACUACAGCGUGACCGAGGCAGGCCCCAAGCCGGCCGCCCCGUCCGCGCGCAACAACGCCUACUUUGUCUGUGACAAACCUGGCAAGGAGGAGGAGAGGACCUCCUCCGAGGACGAGAUCAGCCUGCACUUCGAGCCCCCCAACGCGCCGCUCAACCGCAAGGGCCUGGUGAGCCCCCAGAGUCCCCAGAAGUCGGACUGUCAGCCCAACUCCCCCACGGAGUCCAGCAGCAGCAAGAACGCCUGCAUCCUUCAAGGGGCCGGCUCGCCCCCCGCCAAGAGCCCUACGGACCCCAAGGCGUGCAACUGGAAGAAGUACAAGUUCAUCGUCCUCAACUCCCUCAACCAGAACGCCAAGGCCGAUGGGGCCGAGCAGGCCGAGCUGGGCCGCCUCUCGCCUCGGGCCUACGUCCCCACGUCCACCUGCCAGCAGCCCUUGGAGCCGGAAAAUCUCAAUAUUCGCUCUCCGACCAAGCUGAGCGUGAGCGGGGAGGAUGCGACCGUGUCGCAGGCCAGCCGGCUCAACAACAUCGUCACCAGGAACCUAGCCGGCUCUCCCCGGAGCAGCACAGAGGGCCAUUCUCCGCUGUACCUGCCCUCGUCCAAGUGCCGCUCUUGUGGCUCCCAGUCCCCACAGCAUUCGGAGAUGUGCCUUCAUGCCGCGGGCACCACCUUUCCAGAGGAGAUGGGGGAGACCCAGUCUGAGUACUCCGACUCCAGCUGCGAAAAUGGAGCGUUCUUCUGCAACGAGUGUGAUUGCCGCUUCUCUGAGGAGGCGUCCCUCAAAAGACACACCCUGCAGACGCACAGCGACAAGCCUUACAAAUGUGACCGCUGCCAGGCCUCCUUUCGUUACAAGGGCAACCUCGCCAGCCACAAGACCGUCCACACGGGGGAAAAACCUUACCGAUGCAACAUCUGCGGCGCCCAAUUCAACCGACCAGCCAACCUAAAGACUCAUACUCGCAUUCACUCCGGAGAAAAGCCCUACAAGUGUGAAACGUGCGGAGCAAGAUUCGUCCAGGUGGCUCACCUGCGUGCUCACGUGCUCAUCCACACUGGUGAGAAGCCCUACCCGUGUGAAAUCUGCGGCACCCGUUUCCGGCACCUGCAGACCCUCAAAAGCCACUUGCGCAUCCACACGGGAGAAAAACCCUACCAUUGUGAGAAGUGUAACCUGCAUUUCCGCCACAAAAGCCAACUUCGGCUUCACCUGCGGCAGAAGCAUGGUGCCAUCACCAACACCAAGGUUCAGUACCGCGUCUCCGCCGGCGACCUGCCCCCGGAACUGCCCAAGGCUUGCUGAGAGCAUUGUGAAGGGGCCCCCUCUCUGGAAGUUAUCCAAAGGAUACUGUAACACUUUACAAAUGUUCAUCCCAUGAUGUAGUGCCUCUUCUCAUCCAUUUGUGCACAUCAUAAAGGGGGUUGGAGCUAGGGGGGAGGGGGGAGGGGGGACAGGGAAAGACAAAGGGGGAAGAAACAUGUAAAGCCUCCCACUCACCCAGUGACGUCACUUAAAAACAAACCAUCAUCAUCAUCAAAAGCUCAAUCUCCUAUGUGUUAGGGAAACUAUUAUUAUCAGUGAAAAAUGAAAAGAAAGGUCAUUUUACCCAUUACCCCAUGGGGGAGUGCACAGAAGCUUUGGAAUUUGACUUGACUCGUUCUGAAAAAUGAGGAAUGUAUAUGUUUUGUGGGAACAGAUGUUUCUUUUCUAUGUAAAUGUGCAUUCUUUUAAAAGAAGAGAAUUCAGUAUGUUAUAAAAGAGAGGGCUUUAAUUUUUUUAACCAAAGGUGAAGGAAUAUAUGGCAGAGUUGUAAAUAUAUAUAAAUAUAUAUAAUAAAUAUAUAUAAACCUCAAAAAAGAUAUAUUAAAAAUAAAACUGCAUUAAAGGCUCGAUUUUGUAUCUGCGGGCAGACACGGAUCUGAGAAUCUUUAUUGAGAUAGAGCCCUUACAAAAUAUUUUAAGUAUUGCAUCUGUGUAAGUAAGAAGAUAUUUUGUCUAAAACGCCUCAGUGUAUUUGUAUUUUUUUGCAAGUGAAGGUUUACAAUUUACAAAAGUGUGUAUUAAAACAAAACACAAAAAAAGCUGCAGAAGGAAAAAAAUGCGUCAUUUUGUUCUAGUUUUGAGUUUGUAUAUAUCCGUACAACGUGUACUCACGGUGCCUUUUCCAUGGAAGUUUUCAAUGUGUGGACUAGAUGAGCCCCCUUCCUUUUUGAGGCGCAGACAGACACAGGGACUUGAAGCUGGCACUCACUAAGCUCUGUUUGGGAAUGUUUGUCUUAUUACAUGCUGCGUCACGCUUGCAUUAUAUAGGUCCUCCGGAGACAGGGUUGGGCUGUGUCUAAACCGCAUCACUGCAUUGUAAAAUAUAGCUGUAUAAAACCAAGAAUAAAAUGAUGAAACGUGAA